Molecule: messenger RNA, 2248 nt
Organism: Bombus pyrosoma
Lineage: Eukaryota; Metazoa; Arthropoda; Insecta; Hymenoptera; Apidae
Gene: kel
Product: ring canal kelch homolog
Exons: 9
Coding region: 375-2240 (621 amino acids)
Molecular function (GO): protein binding
Source: RefSeq, a predicted model, not a curated record
AUUUUCUUCAACGAAACGAGCAAAUCACGUUCGAGAAUUGAAUAAGAAAGUUUGAUCCUAGUGUUUAUAUCCUUUAUUAGAGUAUUGUUAUUGACAUUUUGGCAGUUAUAAAUUUCUCUGUGAAUUCUUUAUCUCAUCUUAUCGGUCCAAUAUCACGCGACAUAUAUCUGUAAAUGUCGCUUCGCGUUUCGGUGUAAACCGAUAACAAAAUCGGAAGCGUCGUUUUCGUUUCUUUCACAGCUGAUUCUACACUUGAUGAUGUUUGUUCGAUUUAGUGAAUCGAUAUUUGUACAAAUAAACGAACUUUAUUUGUGUCAUCAAUUAAGCUAUUAGAAUUAUAUUUUUCGGCUUUAUUAAGAAAUUAAAUAAUCGAAAUGGAGUCGGCGGGACAAAAUCAAGUGCAAAAUGCUUCCAAUAAUAACGAUGGUUCUGAAAACAAGGGAAGUUGUUUGUUACUUAGAUAUGCUAGUCAAAAUUCUUUGGAUGAAAGUUCACAAAAACACAUACCCCGUGAAGGUGGAAAAGAUAAACCACCAUAUAGAAAUCAUCAUCAUACAAAUCGGGCAUUUGAUGUUAUUAAUGAAAUGCGAAAGAAAAAUUUAUUAUGCGACGUAAUUUUGGUGGCAGACGGAGGCUUAGAAGUACCUGCACAUAAAAUGGUUCUGGCUGCUUGCAGUCCUUAUUUUUAUGCUAUGUUUACAAGUUUUGAGGAACGAGAUCAAGAAAGGAUAACGUUACAAGGUGUAGAUUAUUCUGCACUUGAAUUAUUAGUAGAUUAUGUAUAUUCUGCAGAGGUUCAUGUAACUGAAGAUAAUGUACAAGUAUUAUUACCAGCUGCAAAUCUUUUGCAACUAACUGAUGUUCGAGAUGCAUGUUGUGAUUUCUUACAAGCUCAAUUACAUCCAUCAAAUUGUUUAGGAAUUCGUGCAUUUGCUGACCUUCAUGGUUGUCUAGAAUUAUUAUCACAUGCAGAUAGCUAUAUUGAACAACAUUUCUCGGAAGUAGUGGAUGGUGAAGAAUUUUUAACAUUAGCACCACAACAAGUAGCUAAAUUAAUCUGCAGUGACUGCUUAAUGGUACCUUCUGAAGAAAAAGUGUAUGAAUGCGUAAUAUCAUGGGUACAUCAUGAUUUAGAAAAAAGACAAGCUGAUUUAGCACAAUUAAUGGAACAUGUACGCUUACCUUUAUUAUCUCAAGAAUAUUUAGUACAACGUGUAGAGGAAGAACCACUUCUUAAAGCAAAUUUACAAUGCAAAGAUUUUUUGAUCGAAGCUUUAAAGUAUCACCUUCUUAAAGGAGAACAAAAAUCAUUGUUCAAAACUCCUCGUACAAAACCUAGACAACCUAGAGGUUUACCAAAAGUGUUAUUAGUUGUAGGAGGACAAGCUCCAAAAGCAAUUAGAAGUGUAGAAUGUUAUGAUUUUAAAGAAGAGAAGUGGUACCAAGUCUCUGAGUUACCUACACGUCGUUGUAGAGCUGGUUUAUCCGUCCUUGGUGGCCGUGUAUAUGCUGUUGGAGGAUUUAAUGGAUCUCUUAGAGUACGAACAGUAGACAUUUAUGAUGCAGCUACAGACCAGUGGUCACCUUGCCCAGAAAUGGAGGCAAGAAGAUCAACGCUUGGUGUAGCAGUCCUUGGAAAUUGCAUAUAUGCUGUUGGUGGAUUUGAUGGAUCAACUGGUCUUAAUUCUGCUGAAGUUUACGAUCCAAGAACACACGAAUGGAGGUUAAUUGCACCAAUGUCAACACGUAGAAGUAGUGUUGGUGUGGGUGUUGUUAAGGGACUAUUAUAUGCUGUUGGUGGUUAUGAUGGGGUAUCUAGACAAUGUUUAUCUAGUGUCGAAUGUUACAAUCCAGAAAAAGAUCAAUGGAAACCAGUGCCUGAUAUGUCGGCACGUCGCAGCGGUGCUGGUGUUGGUGUUUUAGAUGGUAUUUUAUAUGCUGUAGGAGGACAUGAUGGUCCAUUGGUCAGGAAAAGUGUAGAAGCGUUCAACCCAGAUACUAAUCAAUGGACUCCAGUUAGUGAUAUGGCUCUUUGUCGUAGAAAUGCUGGUGUAGUUGCACUAAAUGGUCUUCUGUAUGUGGUCGGUGGUGAUGAUGGAUCAUCCAGUCUGGCAUCUGUAGAAGUAUAUUCUCCAAGAACGGAUACUUGGACAACUCUUCCAACUUGCAUGGGAAUUGGUCGCAGUUAUGCAGGAGUAGCAAUAAUCGAUAAACCCAUGCCGUCUACAACAUCGAUGUGAGGAUUACA